AUGGCGCUUUUCUGGAGGGCCCUGCUGCUGGCAGGCUCCUGCGUGUCUGCAGUCCAGGGCUGGCCGGCGGAGGACAGCGAGGAGGACGUGGACAUCCUGCCCCAGCCCCUGCACAUCGCACAGGAAGGCCACCUGAUGGUGCUGACACCUGCAGGUCUGACCCAGAUGCUCAACCAGACCCGCUUCCUCCUGGUGCUGUUUUAUGACCCGUCCUUAAAGCGAUCCAGGAGCCUCGCCGAGGAGCUGGGCAAAGCCGUGGAGAUCGUGGGCAAGGGCAAGAACGGGGUUGGCUUUGGCAAAGUAGACAUCACGGUGGAGAAGGAACUUCGCCAGGAGUUUGAUGUUCAGAAGCCCCCGGAGUUGAAGCUGUUUUUUGAAGGCAACAGGUUGGCGCCCAUCAGCUGCAAAGGAGUGGUUGAGUCUGCUGCCCUGGUCGUUUGGUUGAGAAGACAAAUUAGCGAGAAAGCGUUUUUGUUCACUGACAUCCACCAGGUGACAGAGUUUGUGAAAGCCAGGCCCUUGGUGAUCAUUGGCUUCUUCCAGGAUUUAGAAGAAGAAGUAGCAGAGUUGUUCUAUGAUGUGAUCAAAGACUUCCCAGAGCUGACGUUUGGAGUGAUGUCGAUUAAUAAUGCUGUCGGGCGUUUUCGUGUCACCCUUGACAGUGUUCUGGUGUUCAAAAAGGGGAGAAUUGAGAGCCGCCAGGAGCUUAUUAAUGACAGCACCAACAAGCUUGUCCUCAAUCAAGUCAUACGACAGCACCUCACAGGCUUCGUCAUUGAGUACAACUCUGAGAGUAAGGAUCUGAUUUAUGAACUGCACAUCCGGAAUCACAUGCUGCUUUUUGCCUCCAAAAGCUGCAAGUCAUUCGGUACGAUAAUGCAGCAUUACAAGCUGGCCUUGAAGGAGUUCCAAAACAAGAUCCUCUUCAUCCUGGUGGAUGCAGACGAACCCAGAAACAGACGUAUCUUUGAAUACUUCCGGAUCACAGAGGUCAAUGUCCCAUCCGUCCAAAUCCUGAACUUAAGCUCUGAUGCGAGGUACAAAAUGCCUUUCGGGAGCAUAACCUUCCAAAACCUCAAGAAAUUUGGCCGCAGCUACCUGCGUAGAAGCGCCAAGGAACAUCAUCCCAGUGAGGAGGUCCCGCCGCACUGGGACCAGGGGCCGGUGAAGCAGCUCGUCGGGAAGAACUUCCACCCCGUGGCCUUCGACAAGGAAAGGGACGUCUUUGUGAUGUUCUACGCGCCUUGGUGCAACCAGAGCAGAGGGCUGUUCCCCGUGUUGGAGGAGUUGGGCAUGAAGUACCGAAACCACUCCACAGUCACCGUCGCCAUGAUCGACGUCACCGCAAACGACAUUCAGCUGGUGCACCUGGACCGGCACCCCUUCUUCAGGCUCUUCCCCGCCAACUCGCAGCAAGCGGUACUGUACACGGGAGAACACACCGUGAAGGGCUUUUCUGACUUCCUGGAAAGUCAGAUCCAGGCCAGGACUGAGGAGGGAGAUGAGCUGACGUCUGUUGAACAAAGUGAAGUGACAGAAGAGGAGGUACUAGCUAAGGAAGAGUUUCCUGAACAGCAGUUGCCUGAGCUGGAGAAUGUGACCAAGUUGGAAGAGCCAGUUGGGCAGAAGGAAACAACUGAGGAAUUGGGGGNNNAGGUGGCUAAGCCAAAGGAACCACCAAGACCAGAGCAGAAGCCAGGAGUGAAGGAAGAGCUGUAG
Myotis brandtii (Brandt's bat) is the source of this 1719-nucleotide messenger RNA. It is a transcript of the gene PDILT, whose product is annotated as protein disulfide isomerase-like, testis expressed. The record is from RefSeq and is a predicted model, not a curated record. The coding region runs from base 1 to 1719 and encodes 572 amino acids. The transcript has 12 exons. Gene Ontology annotation, cellular component: endoplasmic reticulum. NCBI's taxonomy places the organism in Eukaryota, Metazoa, Chordata, Mammalia, Chiroptera, Vespertilionidae. Gene Ontology annotation, biological process: protein folding.